CCCGGCUGCCCCUUGUUUUAUUCCUUCCGUGGGCUCUAGAGCUAGCGAGAUCUUUCCACUUUUUUUCCAGACUGCGCGACGGGGACUCGGGGAGAGAGAGAGGGCACCGGCGAUGUCGACGACGACGGAGGCGGCGGCGAAGAGUGGCACAGCCGCACCGGUGAGGUGCCAGCGGAUCGGCUGUGACGCCGUAUUCACCGACGACGACAACCCCGAGGGCUCCUGCCAAUACCACCCCUCCGCUCCUAUGUUUCAUGACGGCAUGAAAGAGUGGAGCUGCUGCAAGCAAAGAAGCCAUGAUUUCAGCUUAUUUUUGCAGAUACCUGGAUGCACAACAGGAAAGCAUACAACCGAAAAACCAAUUACAAAAGCUGUUUCAACUAAUAACCCUAUAAAGGCAACACCAAUCCAGGCCUCUAAGCAGGGUGUGGGAGUUGAAGCGUGUGCAAGGUGUCGUCAAGGUUUCUUUUGCUCUGAUCAUGGAUCACAGCCCAAGCCACAAAAACCAUCUGCUACUGAUGAUACAAACAAGGAACCUGUUGAGAAAUCCUCUGUUCCACCGCCCAAGAAAAGGAUCGAUAUAAAUGAACCGAGGAUAUGUAAAAAUAAAGGAUGUGGUAAAUCCUACAAGGAGAAGGAUAACCAUGAUUCUGCAUGUGACUACCAUCCAGGUCCUGCUGUUUUCCAUGACAGGAUGAGAGGGUGGAAAUGCUGUGAUAUUCAUGUCAAGGAAUUUGAUGAGUUUAUGGAGAUACCUCCAUGCACAAAGGGUUGGCAUAAUGCUGACGCGGUGUGAAUUCACACCACGCUUAAGCUAUUUUCGUGUUGUAUCUCGUAACAUGUAAACACCACCUUUCUGCAAUUUAUUGACAAUUUCAUUUGGAAGUGUGAGAAAACUUUGAGGAUGAGCCACCUAAGCUUUGCGCAAGGUGGUUGUCUGGAAAUACGUGAUUCUCCUUGUACUCUGGACCAUAACUUACAACAUUUGACGUCUGAAUUUAAAUUGGAUGUUAUCUGUUUGAAGCUGAAGGUUUUUACUAA
This is a messenger RNA of Sorghum bicolor (sorghum), 1041 nucleotides long. Its product is annotated as cysteine and histidine-rich domain-containing protein RAR1. The coding region runs from base 113 to 796 and encodes 227 amino acids. The transcript has 6 exons. The record is from RefSeq and is a predicted model, not a curated record. Gene Ontology annotation, cellular component: cytoplasm; nucleus. Gene Ontology annotation, molecular function: Hsp90 protein binding. Lineage: Eukaryota; Viridiplantae; Streptophyta; Magnoliopsida; Poales; Poaceae. Gene Ontology annotation, biological process: defense response to bacterium; defense response to fungus.